GCGAAUACUUGCUUAAUGGAUUUUGAAUCCCUAUAUAAUAAGAUUUAUCAACAUCUUGGUCGUUCCCUACUAUAUUUCUUCUCAAUCUCACCACCCAACAACCUCCACCACGAACAACAAUCAGUUCCUAGUACUUUCCAGAACAUCCUCACCCAACAAAGUCCAUUAUCACAAAAAGACAAUAAUAAUAACCACCAAAAUGCCUUCCCCCCACACAUCCAUCCUCCCCCUCUUCACCAGAGCCACCGCAGCCCCAACAUGCCGCAUCACCACCCAAGGCGGCGGCUUCCUCGCCGCGAGAAUGCUCUCUACGACGACCGUUAGGGCGAACAAGGGUCCCGUGGAGACGACCAAGGAGUCGCUGCAUAAGGCGGACCGGACUAUUUCGGAUAAAGUGCUUAAGGGCAUGGAUAAGGGUCCCGCCGAAAAACUCAAAUCCAUGACCGGACAGGAAGCCCAAAACGUCAAAGGCAAGGUCGAAGGCGAAGCCGAUAAGCUGAAGAACCAAGCCUACCAAGCCUCUGGCAAGACAGAGGGCCUGAAAGACCAGGCGCAGGGCAAGGCAGAGGGACUGAAGGACCAGGCGCAGGGGAAGGCGGAGGAAUUGGGCGGAAAGGCCAAGAGCGAGGCGAGCGAGCUUAAGGGGGAUGCGGAGAAGCUGAAGGGGCAGGCGAAGGGGAAGACGGAGGAGUUGAAGGGGGAGGCCAAGGAGAAGGUGGGGGGGUUUUAAAAUAACUUCUCUGGUAGGGGAGGGCAUGUCAUAAUAUGAACUUCUAUGUUAAUGUACAAGUAUAAAUCUCAAAAUAUGUUCAUUGCUUUCAG
Messenger RNA from Aspergillus candidus, 822 nucleotides. RefSeq lists its product as uncharacterized. The transcript has 2 exons. Lineage: Eukaryota; Fungi; Ascomycota; Eurotiomycetes; Eurotiales; Aspergillaceae. The record is from RefSeq and is a predicted model, not a curated record. The coding region runs from base 200 to 730 and encodes 176 amino acids.